CCACGGCCACAGUCCCUGGAAGCGAAGCGAGAGACACAAUGGCAUGGCGCGACGGGCAUCAAGUUUUCCCAUGAAGCUGUUUCUGCCCUUCUGGAAGGACAGAGCCUGGGUAUGGACAAGGCUCGCGAGUGGCCGUGUUUCAAAUGGUUCUUGCUGUUAUCGGAGAUCAUCGUCUUUGUAUAUGGUGCUGUUGCGUUCUUCCUGAUAAUAAAGAAUGCCCAUAUAACCCACAUAACGGCUUCGGACCACGCAGACGACAUGUGCGUUGCAGACUGGGAUAUUCUCGUCUUGAUAACCUUAGUGGCAUCUUUACUACUCACUGCCAUGAUUGGAUUAACAGGAACCUUGUUGAAUUCUCUGCCGAUUCUUGCGGUGUACACCCUACGUCUUUGGCCAGCCCUCAUCGCCAUGCUUGCUGUUGGAUACACCAGUUACAAGUGCUCCACCCUCUCUCCCGACCGCAAGCUCGACUUCUCAUGGAGUAAAUAUUACACACCGUUAGGACGUCUAUUAAUACAGAACUCUCUUCGCUGCUGCGGAUUCUACAGCCCUCUCCAUGAAGCUACUCCUGGUCACUAGCCACCAUAUGGGACCCGACAUUCUCCGUUGUCUUCUUACAUCUGACCAAUAUCGUGAUCGCGCUUCUCUGCUCAAAUCAUGUAACGAAAGCAUUUGGGAAGGGUAUAACGCCGAAGCUAUCGACUAACUGCAUUUGAUGUUCAAGCUGAUGCACAAAGGUUGUCUAAGAUUGUCGGACCAGAAAUGUCGAGGGCAGCUUCAAGUGGGAGGUUCAGAGAGGACAAGGCAUAAGUAUUAAAUAAGGAAACAUAGGUCAGCGAGUAUAGAU
This is a messenger RNA of Guyanagaster necrorhizus, 847 nucleotides long. RefSeq lists its product as uncharacterized. Lineage: Eukaryota; Fungi; Basidiomycota; Agaricomycetes; Agaricales; Physalacriaceae. The annotation marks the transcript as partial. The transcript is spliced from 2 exons. The record is from RefSeq and is a predicted model, not a curated record.